Schistocerca gregaria is the source of this 408-nucleotide messenger RNA. RefSeq lists its product as uncharacterized. The record is from RefSeq and is a predicted model, not a curated record. Bases 1 to 408 code for a protein of 135 amino acids. The transcript has 3 exons. NCBI's taxonomy places the organism in Eukaryota, Metazoa, Arthropoda, Insecta, Orthoptera, Acrididae.
AUGGUGUUAGUUUUUGGAGAUGCAAAAGGAAUUCUGCUGAUAUGUUACCGUUACACAGAAAGCAGAUCAUGCACGGACCAAAUCAACACCUCAAGGAUAAUUACUGAGCAAUCCUUAGAAUACUGGUCUCCUUUUUACCUGGCUUUUGCUGACUUUGAAAAAGCCUUUGAUAGGGUGCAGCAUGAAGCCAUCUGGCAAACAAUGCAGAGCUACAAAGUACCUCCAAAGAUCAUCAUGAAGAUGAUAUGGUGUCAUGAAGAACAGAACUCAAGAGAAAAGAAAGGAAGAAUUAUACAGUGUACUAUAUAUGAUCGCCUAGAGGACCUGGAGUUUACAAACAACAUCUGUCUCCUGACCCAUGUUUUCAAGGAUAUGAGUGAGAAGCAGAAGCUCAGAGAGCUGUAUUAA